AUGGAGCGCGGGAAAGGCGCUCGGGAGGAGCGCGGCCCGACUUCCGAAACCCGCCUCCCCACGGGCUUCCCCUGCCACGUAGAAAUCGCGGAAGCGCCUCCCCCCGGCAGUGGCGCGCGCCCUCCGCCGCAUCCCUCCGCGGAGGCGCCGCGCGCGGGCGCCGGCGGAGGCCUCCAGAGGCAGCCCACACCGCCUCUGGGCAUGGGUCCGCGGGAGAGGCAGCCGUCCCCGCCCAUCCCCGCGCCUCACCUGCAGCCCCCCGGGCUGGGGCAGCCCGUGCACCCCACUCCCCCCAAGGAGCGCCAGGCGCAGCCCCCGCCCCCUCAGCCCCAGCAACCCCAGGAGCCGCAGCCCCAGCAGCCCCAAAUGCACCCUCAGGGGCAGCCCCAACAGUAUCAGCCCCCCCAGCAGCCUCAGCAGCCUCAGCACCCCCAGCAGCCGCAGCUGCAGCCGCUGUCUGCACACCUUGCUGCAUCGCGCACAGCCCAUCCCAUCCACCUCCCUCUCUCAGCAGAGGAGCAGCAGCGGCAGGGCGCGUGGGGCCGCGAGGCUGGGGAAGGCGGCACUUCUGCAGCUGCCGCUGGUGCGGCAGAGGGAGCGGUGACGGUGUCGAUAUCGAGGGCGGGCAUGAUGGUGAAGCCUGACAGUGUGUUCCGCCUGCGUGUGGGCGUGCGCCCCCUCUCAGGCGAGCUGGACCACGAGGCUCUCAGCCGUCUGCACUCCUCCAACCAGUGCUAUGGGCUGGCUGUGCUGCUGGCAGGGCUGGCAGUCAUUGCCCUCUCCGUGGUGCCUCAAGUCUCUCUGCAGCCCCUGCUAGCCGGGCUGCUCAUGGCCAUGGGGCUGGUAACCGGGUUACACGCACUAGUGCUCUUCACAGCGCCAGGAGCCAUCGCCCUUGUCCUUCUCGCAGCCGUGCAUGCAGCCUUUGGCGCCUGGCUCCUCCAAGCCCCCUCAGACCAUUUCCUCCUCAUCCUCGCCCUCUGGCUCGCCGCCCAGGCGCUCUCCAAGCUGAUUCUCGCCGCCCUUUUGAGCCUCAUUUCGUCUUAUGUGGCGCUGGUGGUGACGGCGGUGGUGGGGAUUGGGCUGGCUGGGGUGGCGUAUUUCGGCUUUGAUGCCAGCACGCCAGUAUGGGCGCAAGGGGUGCUGGUGGGGGGUUACCUCGUGCUGUACGGCAUUUCCUUCUUGCUCAUUGCAUGCAUGGCUUUUGCUGGUGAGCUGUAG
Closterium sp. Naga37s-1 is the source of this 1221-nucleotide messenger RNA. Lineage: Eukaryota; Viridiplantae; Streptophyta; Zygnematophyceae; Desmidiales; Closteriaceae. The record is from the annotation of a GenBank genome assembly.